AUGGCUACGCGCAAGAAGGUGCUGCUUAAGGUGAGUAAAGCAUUGUAAGCAGCGGAGAAGCGUGCGGUUGGGUGCUGUGCAACCUGAGACAGCAUCUGGAAGCUCGUCGAUCAGUCAUGUCUCCUAGUAGGAAGCGGAGACUGGUCCCAUUGCCUCGGUCUCCAUCUGCCACCUCUUUGCUCAUCCUCUCUCCCUUCUUGCCAUCUCUCCGUCUGUCUUCGGAAAAGGUCAUCGUGAGUGGGCUCGAGUCUUGUUCGAUCGGAGUGUGCCGCAGCUGAAGCUUCUGCUCCCUGUCUUUUCUCUUGCGGUUGCCCAGAUCCUCGGCGAUUCUGGUGUGGGCAAGACAUCGUUGAUGAAUCAGUGUGAGUAAACAAGAGGGAGCUCAAAUCGAAUAUCGAGACAAGCGACCAAUUGAUUGGUGGAAUGAUGAUCAUGUGGUCACGUACAGAUGUCAACAAGCGCUUUUCGAGCUCUUACAAGGCCACCAUUGGAGCCGACUUUCUCACUCGAGAAGUCUUGGUCGAUGAUCGAUUGGUGACGAUGCAGGUGAGUCACUGCGGCUAUUGCCCUUGUCGUCCAUAGCCAGAUCUGGGGUUGAUGAAGACUUCGCUCACUUCUUCGCCACCUGCAUCUGUCUGCAACAGCUGUGGGACACGGCCGGGCAAGAACGUUUCCAAUCCCUCGGAGUGGCAUUCUACAGAGGUGCAGACUGCUGCGUGCUGGUCUACGAUGUCAACUCUGCCAAAUCUUUCGAGACUCUGGAUAGCUGGAGAGACGAAUUCCUGAUUCAGGCUGCUCCUCAUGAUCCUGAAAACUUCCCAUUCGUCGUCCUCGGCAACAAGAUUGAUGUAGAGGAGAGCAAGAGGAUGGUGAGUGCUGUGCGGUGCAGAGCAGGCGGGAGGAUAGUGAUGUGCACGAGAGCGGCAGUAGGCGUGAAAAGGCUGCAAAGGGAUCAAGUUGCAGUUGCCCGGCAAAAAGCAACGAUGUCCGUGACGAGCACAUGUUCGACGACGGGAGUGUCAGGGCGGCACCGCUGCUCUGAGUGGGAGGGAUACCGCCCAGAUCAUGAUUCCGUUGCUGUGAUGCCCUGCCACCUCAAGUCUCGUGCUGACCAACUUACCUUUCGUCAUAUCGCCCGCAGGUCUCUCAGAAGCGAGCAAUGAACUGGUGCGCGUCCAAAGGAGGUAUCCCGUAUUUCGAGACGAGCUCAAAGGAUGGUAUCAAUGUAGAGAGCGCUUUCCAGACCAUUGCAAAGGUCAGUAUUUUGGUAGACACAUCAUUUGGCUUUCGGAGAAAAGGUGGCAAGGGAUGCUGACGCCCUUUAUGAACCCGUUUAGAAUGCUCUGCAACAAGAGGCGGAAGCUGAGCUCUACUCGGAGUAUCCCGACCCGAUCAGGCUCGAUUCCGAUGCUCCGCAAUCAGGCUGCAACUGCUAG
Molecule: messenger RNA, 1436 nt
Organism: Ceraceosorus bombacis
Lineage: Eukaryota; Fungi; Basidiomycota; Exobasidiomycetes; Ceraceosorales; Ceraceosoraceae
Source: the annotation of a GenBank genome assembly